Messenger RNA from Coregonus clupeaformis (lake whitefish), 1078 nucleotides. Its product is annotated as insulin-like growth factor-binding protein 3. The transcript has 4 exons. Gene Ontology annotation, biological process: regulation of insulin-like growth factor receptor signaling pathway. Gene Ontology annotation, molecular function: insulin-like growth factor II binding; fibronectin binding; insulin-like growth factor I binding. NCBI's taxonomy places the organism in Eukaryota, Metazoa, Chordata, Actinopteri, Salmoniformes, Salmonidae. The record is from RefSeq and is a predicted model, not a curated record. Gene Ontology annotation, cellular component: extracellular region. Bases 78 to 968 code for a protein of 296 amino acids.
CGCUUUGACACGGAUAAAUCCCCUAAGCCUACUUGACAACUAGCAUACUGUGCCUUUGUGACCAGCUUGUCGGCAGAAUGCACGGUCUAUGCUUGCUUUGUCUCACUGCCGUGCUCGCUGCAUUCACCCGGAUCGCGGAGACCGUGGGGCCGGUGGUCCGAUGCGAGCCGUGUGACACCGGGGCUCUCAUGCAGUGCACGCCUCUGGCAAAAGACUGCGCCGAGAGCGUGCGGGAGCCUGGCUGUGGGUGCUGUCUGACGUGCGCCCUUGCCGUGGGUCAGGCGUGUGGAGUGUACACCGGGCGCUGUGGCUCCGGGCUGACUUGUCAGCACCAACCUGGGGAGACCCGACCACUGCAAGCCCUGCUAGAGGGACGGGGAGCGUGCUCCAGUGCCGCGUCCAAAAAACUCCACACCAUUCUGCUCCCCACGCAGAAACAAGAUAACGCUGGCAGGGAGCAGGUGGGGGUGGGGGAAGAGUGGCGUGCCAACGUCACCAUGAUGACGACCAUGGCGGCGGGUGUGGUUGUUGUGGAAGGCAGAGGCGGCGGACACCGAGGGCCGAUAGAGGCCAAACCGCCGCUGCACACCAAGCUGGAUGUGAUCCAGAAGGAGCAGAAUAAGAAGAGCCAGAGCUACAAGGUGGAGUCAGUAUCUGGGGGAGUCAAAACCAACAUGCCCAGCUUCUCCCUGGAGGACAAGAGGGAGACCGAGUAUGGACCAUGCAGGCGAGAGAUGGAGAGCAUUCUGAACAGUCUUAAAAUCUCCAAUGUGCUCAACCCCAGAGGCUUCCGCAUCCCCAACUGCGACAAAAAAGGCUUCUACAAGAAAAAACAGUGCCGUCCAUCCAAAGGGAGGAAGCGAGGUUACUGCUGGUGUGUAGAUAAGUAUGGUCAGCCUCUCCCCGGCUACGAUGGAAAGGAGAGAGGAGAAUCCCAGUGCAACAACCUGGAGAGAGGAUGGAUUUAGAGAAGGAAUGAAGGAAGGAGGAGAGAGGAAUAGGAGAUACUUUUUUUACUCCUGCCCUUCACAAAGCACAAUCGAAAGAGCGCCGGACCGUUGACCUCAGGUCAUAUGAC